This is a messenger RNA of Peniophora sp. CBMAI 1063, 759 nucleotides long. Lineage: Eukaryota; Fungi; Basidiomycota; Agaricomycetes; Russulales; Peniophoraceae. The record is from the annotation of a GenBank genome assembly.
AUGUCCGCUCCCACACCGCCGGCGCAGAAUAUCGCCAUCAAACAACGGAAAGCGCCGCACGCGCCUCGAGCGCAACCUACGCCCUCGUCCCAAGCCCCAGCGAAGUCCGGCGUGCUCAAGCGUCUGCCUUCCGCGACGGAACUCAAGCGGGGUCCGCUGAAAGAUAAGCGUCUUCGGAUGAACGGACAGGACUCGGACGAGCAGGCCAGCGUGGACAAGAAGCCAGAGAUAGAGACGUCGUCUGACGAGGAGGAGGAUGUGGACGCCCUUGUCGACCUAUCGCGUACUGAGCAACAAUUACGCUUCAAACGCAUCAAGUAUCUUCGCAAGCACGGAAUCGACUGCGAUGACACGCUGAAUACCGAGCAAUCGUUUCAUCUCCUGGCCAUGGAGUUCGAUCGCAGUAAGAAAGCGGCUCUCGAGCAGCAGACGGUACUUUCCAACGAUGUCACCAAAGCGCAGACAGAGGCCGCGAACGAGCGUGAAGCCCGCCGUGCAGACAACAUACGCGCGAACGCGGAUGCCGCUGCCAGUCGCGAACGCGAGGGGCGCCUGGAAGGCGAGAACGUUGAUUUGAGAAGUCAGCGCGACACUGCCCGUCGGCAAUGCGCCGUGGAACGUGACGGUCGUCUCGAGGCGGAGAAUGACUGCGUAUGCCUGGUCACAGAGGUUGGCGCGCUUCACCGAUUCUCUACCUCUGGCUUGUUCGCGAAGUAUCACCCACGGAACGAUGCUCGUCCUCGUCCCCGCUACCGCUAG